This is a messenger RNA of Candidozyma duobushaemuli, 801 nucleotides long. RefSeq names its product carbonate dehydratase (gene NCE103). The transcript has a single exon. Gene Ontology annotation, biological process: cellular response to oxidative stress; carbon utilization; cellular response to carbon dioxide. NCBI's taxonomy places the organism in Eukaryota, Fungi, Ascomycota, Pichiomycetes, Serinales, Metschnikowiaceae. The record is from RefSeq and is a predicted model, not a curated record. Gene Ontology annotation, molecular function: zinc ion binding; carbonate dehydratase activity. Gene Ontology annotation, cellular component: cytoplasm. Bases 1 to 801 code for a protein of 266 amino acids.
AUGGGAAGAGAGAACAUUGUCCACUACCAGUUGGAAAGAGACAACGAAACCGACUUGACCACCAGUCCUCCAAACGAAAAAGCUCUGGCAGCGCCAAAGGCACCCUCAUAUGAUCGUCCCAAUCACCCCUUCACACUCCUGAAGGAGUCGACGUUAUCUGAAUUUCUCGAAAAUAACCGGUUUUUCGUCGAGUCCAUCAAACACAACCACCUGAACCAGGUGUUUGAGCUCAACGGCAAGGGCCAGAGCCCGCAUACACUUUGGAUCGGCUGUUCCGACUCCAGAGCUGGUGAAUCAUGUCUUGCCACGCUACCUGGCGAGAUCUUCACUCAUAGAAACAUUGCCAAUAUCGUUAAUGCCAACGACAUCUCUUCCCAAGGUGUGAUCCAGUUCGCCGUGGAUGUCCUCAAGGUCCGCAAAAUCAUUGUUUGUGGACACACUGACUGUGGUGGUGUGUGGGCAUCGCUUUCCAAGAAGAAGAUUGGCGGUGUGCUCGAUCUCUGGCUCAAUCCUGUCAGACACAUCCGUGCCCAAAACGUCAAAUUGCUAGAGCUGUUGAAAUCUGACCCAAGAGCUAGAGCUAAGAAGCUCGCCGAACUCAAUGUUGUUGCAUCCGUGAUGGCACUCAAAAGACAUCCACUGGCUCAGAAAGCAUUGAAGAAGGGAAAUAUCGAGGUCUGGGGUCUCAUGUACGAUGUGGGGCUGGGACUUCUUCUGGAGGUGGAGAUUCCUCUCGACGAGUUCGAGGACGCUUUCCACGUGGACGACGAGGAUGUCGAGGAAGAAGGCAACGGCCAUUAA